This is a messenger RNA of Ciona intestinalis (vase tunicate), 1323 nucleotides long. NCBI's taxonomy places the organism in Eukaryota, Metazoa, Chordata, Ascidiacea, Phlebobranchia, Cionidae. The record is from RefSeq and is a predicted model, not a curated record.
CGCCUAUGAUUUGUUUCUCUUAGAUUGAAAGUUGGUUAAACAUUUCAAGUUGUUGAUGAUAAUGGAUCUUGAGGAUAAGGAUGAUAUUAAGGGUUGUCCUCGUCUUUGCAUUUCUUAUUCUGAUAAAGAAUCGGAAUUAGUUGAAGAUAAAACAUCAAAAGUGAUGAAGAGUGAAGAAUAUCCAUGGAUGAUGUUGGAACAAUUAAACAAACAAAGGAUGAAUAAUCUGUAUUGUGACUUCACAAUUUGUAUUGAUGAUGAAGAAUACCCCGUACAUCAAGGGAUUCUUGCUGCAAGAAGUGAAUACUUCAAUGCAAUGUUUACUUCAAAGUUAAAGGAAGGUUUUGAAAAACGGGUUGAAAUUAAAGAAUCAUCAAAACAAUGUGUUGAACGGAUCUUGGGUUUCUUAUACAGCGGGAAGAUUGAGUUAUCUGUUGGAAAUAUUGAAGAAACAAUUCGUUGUGCUGCCCUGAUGCAAAUACCAGAUUUGUUGCAAGUUGCUGCUGAUUAUGUGCACAGUAUUUUCAAUGCUGAAAAUUGCAUUCACUUUCGUGGUUUGGCCAAGUUGCAUUCUAUGGAUGACUUGGUAAAAAAGGCUGAUAAAUAUGUGCUGGUUCACUUCAGAGAUGUUUGUCUUGAUGGAAGUUGGAAUGAGUUGAGUGCUGAAGAUGUAGAGAUGUUUAUUUCAUCUGAAGAUGUUGUGGUGGAGUCAGAGGAAGUUGUUUAUGAGUGUAUGGUUGGUUGGGUGAAGCAUGAUCUACCAUCAAGGAAACAAUAUUUCCCAACUUUGUUUAGAAAUAUAAGGUUUCAAAAUCUUUCUACCCAAUUUAUCAGAGAUGUCAUCAGAAUAGAGAAACUUGUUUAUGAUUGUCCUGAAUGUUGUAAAGUGGUUUGCAAACAGUAUCUUGACAACAUUGGAUUACCACCAACAACAACAUACAAUCCAAGGAAAGGGGAUUUUCCAGAUGUGAUUGUCACUUAUGUAUCAGAUGUUCGGUAUGGCAACUUUAUACUUAAUGAAAAUAAAGUUGAAGUGAAACAGAAUAAACAAAGAGGAUACAGAGAUUCUAUCACAGCAUCUACUGUUCAUGAAAAUAAAGUUUAUAUUUGUUCCAAUAAUCAAGUCAAGUCAUAUGAUGGGAAAACAUGGGAAGAUAUUACAGAAUUACCAAAUAACAUGCAAUGUCAACAUAUGGUGAUUUGUAAUUCAAUACAUUUUUUGGGUAAGUGCCUAACUCCAUGAUUGACACGAUUAUUGUGUGCGUAUUCUUAAAGGAAUCAAAGAAUGUAACUUACUUUAUCUUUGUGGGGCCGAAAAACGAC